Messenger RNA from Esox lucius (northern pike), 2683 nucleotides. It is a transcript of the gene lipea, whose product is annotated as lipase, hormone-sensitive a. Gene Ontology annotation, cellular component: cytosol. Gene Ontology annotation, molecular function: sterol ester esterase activity; triacylglycerol lipase activity. The record is from RefSeq and is a predicted model, not a curated record. The transcript has 12 exons. Bases 262 to 2349 code for a protein of 695 amino acids. Gene Ontology annotation, biological process: triglyceride catabolic process; cholesterol metabolic process. Lineage: Eukaryota; Metazoa; Chordata; Actinopteri; Esociformes; Esocidae.
UCACUUUUACGGAAAUUAAAAGUAAUUUCUUGCCUGAAUAUCACAUUUUUCAAUUGAGACUUUUUAUUAUAAAAUAGAUAAUAAUGAAUUUUCUGCUUCUCCAAUGGACUCGGUCGGGUCUGUCAAUUCCACUUCGCAAGUGAUCCCGGAAGUGUCGUGUCAUUGCACCUCUGGUUUACACAUUCUUUGUGAUAUAGUAGCUGUGAGUGCCGGCCAAUAACAACUGACAGGCAAGAACAGGAUGCGUUUUGUCCCUCAGGUAUGGACUGGGGAGCUGUUUUUACAUCUUUGGAGGCAGUUUGUAAGGAAAACAUCACUGCAUUGUCUAGCCCUCCUGACCUGCUUUAUGGUGAUGCAUCCAGGCGCUUGGUAACCUGCAUGAGAAAGAUCCAGGACCAUGGCCAGGCCCUCAAACCCGUAGUUUCUUCUUUCACUGCAGUCUACCACCACUAUGACUUUGACUCAGAUACCCCUGGGAAUGGGUAUCGCACACUGGUCAAGGUUUUGCGGUCUUGCCUUCUGCACAUCAUCCAAAAGGGCCACUAUAUUGCCUCUAACUAUAAUGGGGCGUUCUUCAGGGCUGACCACAAUGCCUCAGAGAUGGAAGCCUACUGUAGUGCCCUCUGUCAGCUGCGGGCCCUACUCUACCUUGCCCAACAUCUACUUCACAACAAUGAUCAUGGACAGCUGUACUCCCUGCAGGACGGAGAGCUGAGCAAGAGGUUUGUGAGGGAGUACACCUCCAUGCACAAGGCCUGUUUUUAUGGCCGUUGCCUUGGUUUUCAGUUCUUGCCAACCCUUCGUCCCUUCCUGCAGACAGUCGUAAUAAGCAUGGUCACGUUUGGAGAGCGCUAUGGAAAACAGCAGUCUGGGUUUGGCAUGGCAGCAUUCUCCCUUCUUACUUCUGGGAAGUAUGUAAUUGAUCCAGAGCUACGAGGAGCUGAGUUUGAGCGUAUCACCCAGAAUCUGGACAUGCAGUUCUGGAAGUCCUUCUGGAACCUGACAGAAUCAGAGCUUCUAUCGGGCUUGGUGAGUUUAGCCUCUAAUCUAGUGCAGGUAAACCUCACCCUGACCAUACCUCCUGAACCAUUGAGCCUCCCCCUAGCCUCAGACCCCAAACUAUUUGCUCCUGUGUCCCCCCCGUUGGCUCAUUGGGGCCCUGGACCAGUCCACAUGCGGCUCAUCUCCUAUGAGCUUCGGGAAGGACAGGACAGUGAAGAGCUGCUGGACUUCACUCGUACCAAUGCUCCCCCGAUUUCUGUGUCUUUGCUGCCAUUUGGUGCCCAGAAGCACCCUCCCUCCCCCUGGCUGCUGGUUCACUUCCAUGGAGGAGGCUUUGUGGCCCAGACCUCAAAAUCUCAUGAGAACUAUCUCAAGAGCUGGUCCAAGGACCUGAAUGUCCCCAUUGUGUCUGUGGACUACUCCCUAGCCCCUGAAGCACCCUUCCCCAGAGCCUUAGAGGAGUGUUUCUAUGCCUACUGUUGGGCCCUCAAGAACUGCCGUCUUCUGGGAUCCACAGCUGAACGUGUGUGUCUGGCUGGGGACAGUGCUGGGGGCAACCUGUGCAUCACUGUGUCCAUGAGGGCCAUGGCCUGUGGCGUGCGUGUCCCAGAUGGUAUUAUGGCCGCUUACCCAGCUACCCUGCUCACCACUGAUGCCUCGCCCUCCCGCCUGCUCACGCUCAUUGACCCACUGUUGCCCUUAGGUGUACUUUCCAAGUGCCUCAAUGCCUAUGCAGGUGUUGACUGUCAGACAGUUCAGCCAACAGAGGGGACAACCACAUUAAGUUCUUUAGGUAGAGACACAGCCUUGCUGAUCGGUGACCUCACAAUGGGGGCGUCCAAUUGGAUCCAGUCUUUCCUUCCUGCAGAGGUUGUAGGGUCACUGUCCUGUUCACACCAGAGGUCCCUCAGCAACGAGGCCCACCAGAGAUCAUUUUCACCUUGUACAUCGGACUUCUCAGGUCCCAGGCACCAGAGGGACUACCCUGAAGGCUUUGAGCCCCUUCGCUCUGAGCGCCUGGCUGUAAUCCAGACUCCUAGCUAUCCCAUUGUCAAGAACCCAUUUGUAUCUCCUCUGCUGGCCCCUGAAGACCUGCUGAGAGGACUUCCACCCGUGCACUUAGUGGCUUCUGCACUGGAUGCCUUGUUGGAUGACUCUGUGAUGUUUGCCAAGAAACUGCGGGACAUGGGCCAACCAGUGACCCUAAGGGUGGUUGAAGACCUCCCACAUGGCUUCCUCAGCCUAUCUGGACUAGCCAAGGAGACACAAGUAGCCUCAGACAUCUGCGUAGAGCGAAUCAGAGAGGUGUUUCAGCAGCAAAGCUCACCUUCCAGUACUUGCAAGUGAUCAAAUCUUUUAAGGACCAAUCACUUGGCUGGCUUAUAUAGAGGGGCCAACCUGCCUUCAGUGGAGUCCCCAGAAAACUAAAAAUUCUGAUUUUACAUUUUCAACCAAGCUUGUUUUUGCCUAAAGUCCGGAUGUUGGAAUUCCACUCAAUUGUGUCUUUUUUACCUUCAUCAUGAGUUUACGGCAGACAAGCAGCCUAAUAAAAUGUUGUGGAAAGACAAUUUGUCCUAAAAGAGGCGUAAAAGAUGAGAGACUGCAGCUAACUGGUUUUUAAUAUAACCCUGUUUCCAAAACCUUUAAGACGCUGGGUAAAAUGCAAAUAAAAACAGAAUGC